Prunus armeniaca (apricot) is the source of this 510-nucleotide messenger RNA. The record is from the annotation of a GenBank genome assembly. NCBI's taxonomy places the organism in Eukaryota, Viridiplantae, Streptophyta, Magnoliopsida, Rosales, Rosaceae.
AUGAGGUUGGAGAAAUGCUGGUUCUGUUCCUCCACCGUGUAUCCUGGACAUGGGAUUCAGUUCGUUCGUAAUGAUGCAAAGGUAGGAACUACUCUGUCCAUAUCCAAAUGCCACAAGAACUUUAAAAUGAAGAGGAAUCCUCGCAAGGUAAAAUGGACUAAGGCCUAUAGGCGGUUGCGUGGGAAGGAUAUGACACAGGACUCGACCUUUGAGUUUGAGAGAAAGCGAAAUAGGCCUGAGAGAUAUGACAGGAAUCUUACAGCAAACACUCUGAAGGCCAUUAAGAAGAUCGAUAAAGUUAGAGUCGAUAGGGAGGCCAGACACCAUGAGAAGAGGAUGAAGGGCAAGAAGGCCAAGGAGCACAGGGAGGCAGCAAAAGAGUUGGAACAGAGCAUCAGCUUGGUCAAAGCUCCAAGUGUGCUACAACAAGAUCCAUCGUUCAACUUACCGAUCAAGGUCAAGGUUUCUCAACAGCAGCCCGACAAAAGCCUCGCCAUGAUGGAGGAGUAA